Messenger RNA from Halteromyces radiatus, 1122 nucleotides. RefSeq lists its product as uncharacterized. The transcript has a single exon. The record is from RefSeq and is a predicted model, not a curated record. NCBI's taxonomy places the organism in Eukaryota, Fungi, Mucoromycota, Mucoromycetes, Mucorales, Cunninghamellaceae. The coding region runs from base 33 to 917 and encodes 294 amino acids.
UUUUUUUUUUUCUAUCUAUUAUUAUUAUUAUAAUGAAAUUACCUUCAAUUCAUUCUUUACUUAAUCCUCCACCAUCACCACCAACAACAUUAACUUUGGACAAUAAUGUAAACCAACCACCUUCUGUACAAAUAUUCCCAGCUUCCCCUAUGGAAAAUUCGACUUUAUCACCCAUGUUAUCACCAGCUUUAUCGUCUAGUAGAUCACCUUCUAUUAGUUCAGUUGGUUCUAUUUCACCUGUUUCUAUGAAUUUAUCAGAAUUUCCUCCUAUUCAUGGUGAUGAUCCUCCAAGACGAUUAGUACAUUCAACUCCUACACUUCAUCCACGGUCUCCUUCUCAUUAUUUACAUCAUCAUCGUCUUCAUUCUUCUGAAAAGCAUCAACAAUCAUGGUCGUCUAACUGUUAUUCCAAGGACAACAAUUCUACUCCCCCUUUAGGUACUCUCCCUACUCCUCCUCAUUCAUUAUCUCCUCCACCUUCUAUUACCAUUUCACCUUCUUCUGAUACUCCAAAGAUAGCAACAAUAAAAUCAACAAAAGAAGAAAUACCAGCCCCUCCUCCUUGUACACAAAUAUUUAUAUCACCAACGGGUCAACCUAUUUUGAAACGAAGACGUGGGAGACCACCAACAAGAUCACCUGGUUACGAUGAAGGUGGUUGGACUUUUUUAUCACCUACUGUAUGGGAUGUCACAUCAACAACACUUGGACCUCAUCAACAUGAACGAAGGACAGAACAUGAAGACGAUGGUACUAUGAAUGAAUCUAUGGCGGCGUUUACAAGUGCAAAUAUGGAUACCGUUUUACCGAUGCCCAAGAAGAAACGAGGAAGGAAACCAAAAACUCAUAUUGAAGGCAAUUCUUGUUUUGUAUGGAAAGAUAUAUCUGCUGCAAGACGAACUGCCAAGACUCCAUGAAUGUUACAAUUUUAUCUUUAUUAUCAUCAUCAUCAUUUUAUUUUAUUCUUAUUUACCUGCAUCUUUAUUGUAUAUAGCACUUUAACUUCUUACUAUUGUUUAUAUAUACAUAUACAAAUAUUCUUUCCCCCCUUCUCCAAUUUAUUUUAUGCUUCUUUUCUUAUAAUAAAAAAGAUACCAAUUUUUUUUUUUUAUGUUUAUCAUC